AUGGGCAGGUGAGUACAACACGUGUUCUAGCUAACAGCUAUUGGCACUGGUUUUGUUUCUCUUGACUGAUUACUUUUUAAUGGAAUAUUGCUUUGAUUUUAAAAUGACCGCUUUAUUUAAUGUUGCAUGAAAAUGCUUGUUGGAUUUAAUUGUAAUGAAAAGACAUGCACAACUAUUGCCCUACUGAUACUAAAUCCAUAUUGUGCAUUUGGAAAUAAGUGACAUUGUAUUACUAAAGGCAUCAGUGGGGAAAUUAAUGGAUUCUAUUUAGUUCAGCAUUUCUCGAACUGCAUAAACAAGAAGACAUCCAUGGCAUUCUGACACCUAGGAGCUGCAAAUUGUGGCCAAUAAAAAAUAACUGACUUCCGGGAUCACAUUUGCUCUUACAUUUUCUCUUAUAUCAAAGUGGUCCUUACACAUUUGGAGAACUUGGAGACUCUUUGGUCACUAAUUCCUGACACACAAAAUGUUCACACAGGUGGGACUUCAGUAAUUGGAGCAAAACAUUUCACAAGGAGCUCUGACACUGAAAAUCUCACCUGUAGACUUCACACCUUUUACUCCUGUUUGAGUAAAUACUACGUACACUUUUUUUAUUUUGUUUGUACGAAGUGAGCAGCCACACACUGGUGAUACCUCAGUGGGUGUUUUCCAUUGAAUGGAGCCAAACAUGACUGUCUAUAGUUUGCACUUUAAAUAAAGCAGAUUUGACAUACAGUAUCCAUUUCCCCCCAGAAUGUGCAAGGAAAGCUAUUGACAUAUUCCUAUGGGUUUAUAGUAAUAUGUCUCCUACCACUGAUCUGUAAUUAAUAAUUUACUAACCUGGGUAGGUUGGUAUCUCUUGUUAUGUUGAUUUGAAUCAUUGGAUCCCACUACAGUGUUACUCUACAGUAAACUCAUUGAAUCUUUCAUUCACUCACCCAAAACAUUUAGGGCCAAUAUUUUACGAAUAUUCGGGUCAACUGAAAUCUUAAAAUUGUGGCUGUCUACUGACUGAUCAGGACCUUGCUGUGCCCCCUACAGGACUGUCCGUUGAGGCAGGAGCUGCAGAGCUCUCUUCAUCAGGUGGAGAAGUUGCUGUUAGCCCAGGAGGCUACCUACCAGCAGAGCCUUCGCUCCCUGAGGAAGAGACUGAGUACCCUGCAGAACAGCGGUACCGUAACCGUCAAACAUACCACCAAGGGGCACAACGGUGAGAGAGAUAGAUACAGUGACUGCUUAGUUUGUCAUUUGCACAUUAAUGUUUUUUUCUCUUUUAUAAUAUAUACUGUGUAUACUGUAUAGUAUUGCACUAGCACUUUGAUAAUUACUGGACUUACCAUUGCCAAUGUCUUGUUUUAUGCUUGUCUGUCUGAAUAUGUCAUGCUUGUCUUACUGUUUGUAUGUCUCUCCCUCUCCCUGUUCAGCCACCUGUCCUAAGCCUGAGAGCCUGGCCUACGGCAGGAGGCUGGGGAGGGUGUUUGGUGUGGGGCACGAGGUGCACUUUGUGUGUAAGGCAGGUUAUGAGCUGCUGGGGCCCCAGACCAGAGUGUGUCUGGCGUCUCUGAAGUGGAGCGGCCAGCAGCCCACAUGCAGGGGUGAGUCAGAGCCCUGAGCCCUCACCCACUUCUGUCUGUGUCUCUGCUCCCUCCGUGCCUAGAAUGAUAACAUUGUGUUAUUCUACUAUGAUAUGGUACAUCAUUUAUUACUGUAUGUAAUAUUCAACACUACUGGAGUACUAUCUCUGUGUAUGAAUGGGGAGCCACUUGUUUUAUACUGUACUGUAACAUGUGUAGACCUUGUCUCAUUGCUCUUACUUGCUCUGCUUAGUGGUGUAAUUUUAUGGUCCCUUUUUGGUCCCCAGUCUUAAACACUGUGACCAACAUCCCCGCCGCCCUACCCACGACUUCCUACCUCUACCCCUCCUCCCUCUCCACUUCUUCCUCCUCCAUCUCCACAUCCUCCCCGUCCUCUGCCCCACUCUCGGCCUUCGUCCGUCCGUCCCGCUGCACCCAGUUCCAGGGCUCCUCCCACUGCAUCUGUGAUGCAGGCUUCACCAUAAGCGGCCGCGACAGCAACAUCUGCACAGGUCAGUACGGCCAAACCUUACCUGUAAAGAAGAAAGAAGAAUCAACCAUCAAUAUGGUCAAACACCAUGGGCUCCACUAAAUAAUGUGUUACACUUUUAAGAAUCAAUCGGUUCUUAGAACCAGCCAAUCUUAGAGCUGUAUGUAAGUCAUGGAAUUUUUAUAUAGGAGUGCAGUCAGUGUACUGUUGUGAUUUUGGAAGUGGACCCAAUACAUCAGAGCUUAAAAAAUAUGUAGCCUAGAGUAUUGUCUAUAUAUACUGAACAAAAAUAUAAACGCAACAUGCAACAAUUUCAAAGAUUUUACUGAGUUACAGUUCAUUUAAAGAAAUCAGUCAAUUGAAAUAAAUUCAUUAGGCCCUAAUCUAUGGAUUUCACAUGACUGGGAAUACAGAUAUGCAUCUGUAGAUCAAAGAUACCUUCAAAAAAAGGUAGGGGCGUGGAUCAGAAAACCAGUCAGUAUCUGGUGUGACCAAAAUUUGCCUCAUGCAGCGCGACACAUCUCCUUCAUAUAGAGUUGAUCAGGCUGUUUAUUGUGGCCUGUGGAAUGUUGUCCCACUCCUCUUCAAUGGCUGUGCGAAGUUGCUAGAUAUUGGCGGGAACUGGAACACGCUGUCGUACACGUCAAUCCAGAGCAUUCCAUGCUCAUUGGCUGACAUGUAUGGUGAGUAUGCAGGCCAUGGAAGAACUGGGACAUAUUCAGUUUAUGGGAAUUAUGUACAGAUCCUUGCGACAUGGGGCUGUGCAUUAUCAUGCUGAAACAUGAGGUGAUGGCGGCAGAUGAAUGGCACGACAGUGGGCCUCAGGAUCUUGUCACGGUAUACAGUGGGGAAAAAAAGUAUUUAGUCAGCCACCAAUUGUGCAAGUUCUCCCACUUAAAAAGAUGAGAGAGGCCUGUAAUUUUCAUCAUAGGUACACGUCAACUAUGACAGACAAAAUGAGGAAAAAAAUCCAGAAAAUCACAUUGUAGGAUUUUUAAUGAAUUUAUUUGCAAAUUAUGGUGGAAAAUAAGUAUUUGGUCAAUAACAAAAGUUUCUCAAUACUUUGUUAUAUACCCUUUGUUGGCAAUGACACAGGUCAAACGUUUUCUGUAAGUCUUCACAAGGUUUUCACACACUUGUUGCUGGUAUUUUGGCCCAUUCCUCCAUGCAGAUCUCCUCUAGAGCAGUGAUGUUUUGGGGCUGUCGCUGGGCAACACGGACAUUCAACUCCCUCCAAAGAUUUUCUAUGGGGUUGAGAUCUGGAGACUGGCUAGGCCACUCCAGGACCUUGAAAUGCUUCUUACGAAGCCACUCCUUCGUUGCCCGGGCGGUGUGUUUGGGAUCAUUGUCAUGCUGAAAGACCCAGCCACGUUUCAUCUUCAAUGCCCUUGCUGAUGGAAGGAGGUUUUCACUCAAAAUCUCACGAUACAUGGCCCUAUUCAUUCUUUCCUUUACACGGAUCAGUCGUCCUGGUCCCUUUGCAGAAAAACAGCCCCAAAGCAUGAUGUUUCCACCCCCAUGCUUCACAGUAGGUAUGGUGUUCUUUGGAUGCAACUCAGCAUUCUUUGUCCUCCAAACACGACGAGUUGAGUUUUUACCAAAAAGUUCUAUUUUGGUUUCAUCUGACCAUAUGACAUUCUCCCAAUCCUCUUCUGGAUCAUCCAAAUGCACUCAAGCAAACUUCAGACGGGCCUGGACAUGUACUGGCUUAAGCAGGGGGACACGUCUGGCACUGCAGGAUUUGAGUCCCUGGCGGCGUAGUGUGUUACUGAUGGUAGGCUUUGUUACUUUGGUCCCAGCUCUCUGCAGGUCAUUCAAUAGGUCCCCCCGUGUGGUUCUGGGAUUUCUGCUCACCGUUCUUGUGAUCAUUUUGACCCUACGGCGUGAGAUCUUGCGUGGAGCCCCAGAUCGAGGGAGAUUAUCAGUGGUCUUGUAUGUCUUCCAUUUCCUAAUAAUUGCUCCCACAGUUGAUUUCUUCAAACCAAGCUGCUUACCUAUUGCAGAUUCAGUCUUCCCAGCCUGGUGCAGGUCUACAAUUUUGUUUCUGGUGUCCUUUGACAGCUAUUUGGUCUUGGCCAUAGUGGAGUUUGGAGUGUGACUGUUUGAGGUUGUGGACAGGUGUCUUUUAUACUGAUAACAAGUUCAAACAGGUGCCAUUAAUACAGGUAACGAGUGGAGGACAGAGGAGCCUCUUAAAGAAGAAGUUACAGGUCUGUGAGAGCCAGAAAUCUUGCUUGUUUGUAGGUGACCAAAUACUUAUUUUCCACCAUAAUUUGCAAAUAAAUUCAUAAAAAAUCCUACAAUGUGAUUUUCUUGAUUUUUUUUCCUCAAUUUGUCUGUCAUAGUUGACGUGUACCUAUGAUGAAAAUUACAGGCCUCUCUCAUCUUUUUAAGUGGGAGAACUUGCACAAUUGGUGGCUGACUAAAUACUUUUUCCCCCCACUGUAUCUGUGCAUUCAAAUUGCCAUUGAUAAAAUGCAAUUGUGUUUGUUGUCUGUAGCUUAUGCCUUCCCAUACCAUAACCCCACCGCCACCAUGGGGCACUCUGUACACAAAGUUGACAUCAGCAAACCGCUCGCCCACACAACUCCAUACACUUGGUCUGUGGUUGUGAGGCCGGUUGGACAUACUGCCAAAUUCUCUAAAACAAUGUUGGAGGCGGCUUUUGGUAAAGAAAUUAACAUUAAAUGAUCUGGCAACAGCUCUGGUGGACAUUCCUGCAGUCAGCAUGCCAAUUGCACGCUCCCUCAAAACUUGAAACAUCUGUGGCAUUGUGUUGUGUGACAAAACUGCACAUAUUAGAGUGGCCUUUUAUUGUCCCCAGCACAAGGUGCACCUGUGUAAUGAUCAUGCUGUUUAAUCAGCUUCUUGAUAUGCCACACCUGUCAGGGGGAUUGAUUAUCUUGGCAAAGAAGAAAUGCUCACUAACAGGGAUUAAAACUAAUUUGUGCACAACAUUUGAGAGAAAUAACCUUUUUUUGCACAUGGAACAUUUCAGAGAUAUUUUAUUUCAGCUCAUGAAACAUGAGACCAACACUUUACAUGUUAAGUUUAUAUUUUUGUUCAGUGUAUAUCAGUGAUAUAUUGAGGAACUGUGUUUCAGACAUGGAUGAGUGUCAGCUGUUUCCGCUGGCGCAGCCUGGGCGCCUGUGUAUGCACACCUGUAUCAACACCCCUGGCAGCUACCACUGUGUGUGCCCUCAUGGCUACAACCUGACCAGAGACAACCGCAGCUGCAAAGGUCAGGACCACAGACCAGACCAUUCCACCAAGAAGAGCUACCACAGUACCCUGGCCUGAGCCAGUGGUUGUUACAGGGAGAUUGAAUUUUGAUACCGCCUCUGAUAUUUAGCACUACUAGCGUCCAUGGGCUUUUGAUGGAACAGUGCUGCUUUGUAAAUGCAAUGGGAACUAACGGUAACUCUGUAUUAUAUGAUAAAGUCUUUCCAGUUAAACUGAAGCUUUGGAGAUGUGACGUGGGCUCAGUGGGAACCAGUCUUGGUUACUUGUGUUUCUUGUCUCCCCCUCUGGAUAGAUAUUGACGAGUGUGAGAGCAGACUUCACAACUGCACCCAGGACCAGGAGUGUGUGAAUACAUACGGGGGAUUCCAGUGUGUGCAAGUGGCGUGUCCUCGCAUCAAAAACGCCACAUACAUCAAGACCUCUCCUAUGUGAGUAACUGCUGUAACAAAAACAACACUACUACCCUAUCUGGUGUCACUAUGCUUCCUGUUUUAACCAAAUCAUAUAAUGGUUGCACUAAGAGACUGAAAGCUACACUGACUCAAUGAAGGAGGAGGUUCCCUACACUCUCAAUCAUUUUAAAACAAACAUACAAUUUAGCUGUUUCUGUGGAGAGAGAGAAAAAAGUUUUCAUUUCAUUGUCACCACAGUGCAGCUCCACCCAUCAUUUGGCUCACAUAACCUCAUUCACCUAAAUUACCCCUUGCAAUAGACAACUCGUUUUUUAUUGCUCAUACAAAUAACUACUACAAUUAAGACAGAUAUACAAUCAAAAAACAACAUUAUUACAGUGGUUUAAGGAUGUGAGUUUGGAUUUAUUUCUCAGUUAAGUUAUAUUUACUGGGUGAAACAAGAAGAACCCUCCUCUCACCCUAUCCCUGACCCUCCUCUUCCUCUGCCGCUGUCCCAGGCGGUGUGAGAGAAACCCGUGCAUGGUGGGGGACAAGGCCUGCUCCCAGGCUCCCAACUCAGUCUCCUUCCACUUCCUGCCCGUGGUCUCCAACAUGUCCGCCCCACGGGUGCUCUUCCGGGUGUCUGCAGCCCGUGUGCUGGGUGACACGCUGCGCUUCGGCCUGCUGGGGAGUCACGGCCGCAGUCACUUCAGCAUGCAGCGCUCUGGCAGGCAGACGGGCACCCUGCUCCUGGUGAGCCCUGUGCAGGGCCCUGCUACACUGGAGGCAGAGGUAGAGAUGAGUGAGCUGGAGAGACAAGCCCUGCUGGGACGCUACCUCACCAAGGUCACCCUGUUCGUCUCCCCCUACGGUUUCUAG
Coregonus sp. 'balchen' is the source of this 6560-nucleotide messenger RNA. The record is from the annotation of a GenBank genome assembly. Lineage: Eukaryota; Metazoa; Chordata; Actinopteri; Salmoniformes; Salmonidae.